UAAUCAAUUCUGACUUUUUCUGCUAGAUGUCAUAGCAAUCGGGAAAACUGUCAGUUUUUUUGUUUACAAAAUAUCCAGAAAUCUCAGUUAUUGUUUUUCUAUUAAAAAUGAGUGAAAAUGAAUCCUUUUGCAUUCCCUGUGCAGACACGGAUGAUUGGGAACCUACUCCGGAGGAGCUGGAAGCAGCAUAUGUGCAAUUAGAGAAGGGAGCAGUGUUGGAAUUGGAAUGGAAGUGUCCCGGGCGGCGGAAGCUCCCAUCACCGACUCUUGCAGAAGAUAAUCCUCCGAUUUCCGAUCAAUCGGAUAAGGAAGCCAGUGGAAAUACUCAAUUCAACAAAGAAUUUGAUUUCAUGGAUGAGACUCCAUUGACCACAACCCAGAUGCGUGUAAGAACACCAAAUGCAACUCCUAAGAAGAAAAAGACUACAAAUUUUGCCGGUGUACUCGAUACGAUGAAGAAACACGGAAGAUUUCUGCCGACACCCGGCAAGAAGGAGCCCACGUCAGAGAAUUAGCCUAAUCUUUCGCAAUUUCCGCUCUAUCGUACAAUCUCAUCGGACCCAAUUGGCCCAGGGUAUCAUAUUGAUAAUUUUGGGUACAAGUGAAUUUUGCAACAAUCAUCACUCUUUCGCAACGCACCUCCUGAGCUGGAACAAUUAUUUUUCGAGCACUGAGAUAAGAUAUUGAGUCAACGAGCAAACCCACAAAACAUUCCCGUCGCAGUCACUGUGAACUCGACACUCGACCGAGUCACUAGAGACCUCAACUGAUCCCGCUGUUCACUACCCCGGCUAACGUCUCCAAGAUCACCCAAUUCUUAGACUUGUGUUCGCGUGAAAAUUUUCCAACAUUGAAAGUGCAAGAGGUGUGAGACGUAAGAAGAAGAAGAAAAGGUUGGAAUAUAAUUUUUUUUUCGUAUUUGAGUGAAAAAUGACGACCCAUGGAACUAAUUCGGCAGAAACUGUACCAAUGGCAACAAUUCCAUCAACUUCUGCAGCAGC
This is a messenger RNA of Phlebotomus papatasi, 1001 nucleotides long. RefSeq lists its product as uncharacterized. The transcript is spliced from 3 exons. NCBI's taxonomy places the organism in Eukaryota, Metazoa, Arthropoda, Insecta, Diptera, Psychodidae. The coding region runs from base 108 to 515 and encodes 135 amino acids. The record is from RefSeq and is a predicted model, not a curated record.